CGCAUGCUGCCGCCUGUGGUUGCAUUCAAAUAGAAACCGGAAGUGUUGGGAAGCCUGUGAUGCGUGCGUAGCUCCGCUUGGUCGUUUAUUACCUUCUCUGCCUGAUGCGAGCUGGAAAGAAUCGGCUUCAGUGGCGACUGUGUGAAUUUGUUAUCGGCCCUGGAGGAACCUGCAUUAUGCGGUUUAGAGCGAAAAUCGUGGACAUUGGAUGCUUAAACCAUUUCACGCGUGUGAUAAACACAAUUGCCAAGCUAGCCAAGACCUGUACCCUACGCCUUACAGUGGACAAACUUUACUUCAUCCUCAGUGACAAAGUGGCAAAUGGAGGUGUUAGCAUGUGGGGUGAGCUCAAUCAGGGAAACUUUUUUGAUGAGUUCCAAAUGGAAGGAGUAUCUGCAGAAAUCAAUGAAAUUUAUUUAGAGCUGGCACCUGAAAACCUCUCCAGAGCCUUAAAAACAGCCCAGAAUGCCAAGGCAGUGAAAAUAAAGUUGACUAACAAGCACUGCCCCUGCCUUACAGUAGCUGUGGAUUUGCCUUCCUUGUCAAGUAGUAGCCGUGUUGUGACUCAUGAUAUUCCUGUGGUGGUGAUCCCAAGAAAGCUGUGGAGUGACUUCAGAGAGCCAAUUGUGCCAGAUUUUGAUGUCAGCAUUUAUUUACCAGUUCUGAAGACCAUGAAAAGUGUUGUGGAGAGAAUGAAGAACCUCAGCAACUCUAUAGUCAUAGAAGCAAAUCGAAAUGGAGAAAUGAACUUGAAAAUAGAAACCGAUUUAGUGUCUGUUACAACUCACUUUAAAGAGCUUGGGAAUCCUUCCUGGGUAUCUGAGGAUGACUGUCAAAACUCUGCCCGAGAUCCUGAGAACAUGGCUGCUGCACGAAUUGACAUUAAGAAACUCCUCCAGCUGCUUGCAGGGCAGCAAGUGAAUCCCACAAAAGCACUAUGCAAUAUUGUAAAUAAAAGACUUGUUCAUUUCAUCCUGCUCCAUGAGGACGUUUCUCUGCAAUAUUUCAUUCCAGCCCUUGCCUGAAUUGAACGGUCAUUUCAGAUGCAGCUGUUCUCCAUGCCAAGGCCUCUCCUGAAGAUGCUGAAACAGGCACCAAAUCAGGGGAAGGAUUUGAUUUCUAUCAAAUCCUUUUUGUAACUACUAUAGUUUCUGUGAACAGAAGUAUUUAAAGCCAUAUUUUCACUGUAAAUAGAAUUUAAGUUAAAGUGUGUUUUUAAAUUGCAUUAUGUAUUUUAUUAAAGAGAUCAUUCUUUAAA
Messenger RNA from Hemicordylus capensis (graceful crag lizard), 1258 nucleotides. It is a transcript of the gene HUS1, whose product is annotated as HUS1 checkpoint clamp component. The record is from RefSeq and is a predicted model, not a curated record. Gene Ontology annotation, biological process: mitotic DNA replication checkpoint signaling; meiotic DNA integrity checkpoint signaling; nucleotide-excision repair. Lineage: Eukaryota; Metazoa; Chordata; Lepidosauria; Squamata; Cordylidae. Gene Ontology annotation, cellular component: site of double-strand break; checkpoint clamp complex; nucleolus. The transcript is spliced from 8 exons. Bases 105 to 1025 code for a protein of 306 amino acids.